AGCUUCACGCUCUUCGUGCUCUCCGCCAUCUCUCUCUCUAUCUCACGAACAGAUCUCUUGCAAGUAGCGAAAAUGGCGACCACUUCCUGCGCCUCGAUUUCCAUGCAAGCUCCUGUCUCGGUAUCAGCUCGCCAGAAGCCGGUUUCAAGUUUCAGCUUUGGGAAGACAAAUCUCUCCUUCAACCUGCAUCAUCGGAAGCCCGCUCGUCUUGCAAUAUCUUGCGCGGCCACACAAGAGACGGUGGAGAAAGUGUCUAAGAUAGUGAAGAAGCAGCUGUCCCUUGCAGACGAUAAACAAGUGACCGCCGAGACCAAAUUCACCGACCUUGGAGCUGAUUCUCUCGACACAGUUGAGAUUGUGAUGGGUCUCGAGGAAGAGUUCGGAAUAACAAUGGCGGAGGAGAGGGCACAGAAGAUUGCAACAGUGGAGCAAGCUGCAGAACUCAUCGAAGAGCUCGUGAAGGAGAAGGGUGCUUAGUGGAAAUAAAACCCACCCACCAAAAAAAAAAUCCAAAGAAGAGAGAGUUCAAAAGCUAUGGCCUUUUGUCGUUAGGCGGCUCUCAUGGUAAUGUUUCUCGUUUUGUAGCGUCUUUUCUAACCGAGUUUUUCGAACUGCAUGCGUCUUUGUUGCUUUCCUUGCGUUGUUUCCAUCUCCGUCCACCUAAGACCCUCCCUCUCUCUCAAUAAAUUAUGACAUUAUCAUUUGAGACGUUC
Messenger RNA from Tarenaya hassleriana, 713 nucleotides. RefSeq names its product acyl carrier protein 5, chloroplastic. Gene Ontology annotation, molecular function: acyl carrier activity; phosphopantetheine binding. The record is from RefSeq and is a predicted model, not a curated record. The coding region runs from base 73 to 477 and encodes 134 amino acids. Gene Ontology annotation, biological process: fatty acid biosynthetic process. The transcript is spliced from 4 exons. Lineage: Eukaryota; Viridiplantae; Streptophyta; Magnoliopsida; Brassicales; Cleomaceae.